Messenger RNA from Paramuricea clavata, 2053 nucleotides. The record is from the annotation of a GenBank genome assembly. NCBI's taxonomy places the organism in Eukaryota, Metazoa, Cnidaria, Anthozoa, Malacalcyonacea, Plexauridae.
UUUCGCUUCAAGAUGGCGGCCAAAACAAAGUCUCAAUAAGCUCAAUUCCUAAACAAACCAUGUUUUAAUUUGUUUUAACACAAGUAAUGGCAAGUACAGGAGAUAAAAAUACUUUAUUAUCAACUAAUGAGAACAAUGACCCAGCUUGCUUUCUCCCUGAGGGUAGUGAAUCUUUAUUUCAAUACAUACAAGAGGAUUUAAAAAACGAAGCAAAUUCAGACCCUGAGGAAUUGACUGAAGGCAAUUAUACUGUAAAAGUAUUCCUGAAAGCUGCCGAAAAAGGCAAAAUUGAUUAUGCUUUAAAGAUUUUGGAAAAGGAUGCAAGUUUAAUAAAUUGUAAAGAUUCUGAUGGGUAUUCAGCGCUGCACAGAGCAGCAUAUAAUGGACAUGAUCAUAUGGUUAAAGUUUUGUUAAACCAUGGCGCAGAUAUUUGCAGUUUGACUGAAAAUAAUUGGCAGCCAUUACACUGUGCUUGUCGCUGGGGUAAGUGAACUUAAUAUAAGCACGAGAAAAAAUGACACUGGAAAAGUAUGGUUAUAACUUAUAAGCUUAAGUCUGGUGCCAGGGAAGUACGUCACUUUGGCCAUAGAGCCUCGUUUUCGUGUAUGUGACAUUGCUUAAGAUCCACAACGUCGACGUCAGCUAGGGCAUCAGGGCUUGGUAGACUUUACUAGGACGUGGUCCUAAACAAUUAAUAAACAUCCACUUAAGAUUCACGCCGACAACCUUUAAACUAUAACAUCCUUUUGAAAAUUAAUUUUAAAGAGACAUGUGAAUUCAUUAGCGUUUGUUAUGCUCUUGUAUCCACAAUGGCAAAACUCUUGUUGUGAAGCUGUCAACAUUUGGUGGAUGAUGAGCAAUUGAGAGAGACGUAUAUACGCACUUCAAAAAAUAUUGCCAAUUUACUUCCACUUGCUGUCUUAGAUAUUUGGCAUUGUAGAUCUUAAGCUAUUUAUUUACUUAGGACGAUGUCCUAAUCCCAGUCCUCUGCUCAGCCCUGACGUCCUAGCUGACAUCGACAUUGUAGAUAUUAAGCUAUCAAUUAUUUAAAGCCCAACAUCAGUGAUGAAAGUCUCACAUAAGACAGAUAGAUCCAAACUAUUUCAUAUUGCAGACUAUGACUUGGUAACUGCAAACAAAUGGAAACCAGGCUUAUAUAUACACAAGAUUUCUCAUUUGUGUUUCCCAACACAGAAACAAACUGACAAUAAUUGUACAAUUAUUCAUUUAGAUCAAGCUGAAGUUGCAUCAGUGCUUCUACAAAAUGAUGCAGACAUCAAUGCACAAACAUCAGGGGGUCAAACACCGCUACACCUUGCUGCAACAUACACCAGAGACAACUUGUUAUUAGAAGUCCUGUUAAUGGACAAAAGACUCGAUCCUAACAUAGUUAACUGUCAGAAUCAGACUGCUUUAGAUCUUGCUAAACGGUCUGGGAAGGAAUCUUUGUUUGAACUUAUUGAAGGUAGCGUUAAUGUACAAUGGUGACAUUUCUCAAACUGACUAAUAAUUCAUGAACCAAGCAGAACAAAAAUUAACAACAUAUUGUUAACAAGAUGCAACCAUAAUAAAAACCCAUGUUUGUUCAUUUGAACACACUUUUUAAUCUUUCAAAUAACACUCCAUCUCAUUGCAAAUAUUUUCACUCACUAUAGUAUACUGGUAAUUGUUUGAAUAAGUACAAAAAGAUAACAUACAAUUAAUAAUUACGAAAAGAUAAUAAUUUAUUUACAAUUAAUGGAUGAUUGGUUGCACUGCACAUAAAAAUGUUAAGUGUUUUCACAAAGUUGAUUCACAAAAUAUUCCUGUCUUUUCUGCACAAGAUCGUCCAAAAUUUGUUUCUGUCUGUUUAGCUCUAAUUUAACAACAUUGUCAGGUUGUUUUCCUUCAUUAUUUUCAAAUUCUUCUGAAUAAUCAACCUCGUCUUCCACGCCAAAUUCAUGAAGGGCUUCUACAGUUUCUCUGAGCUUUUUCAAUUUUGCACUUCUGUAUGUCUUGCUGACCUGCUUGAAAACAUACAUGUAUGAUGUUAUUUGUAACAACAUAUCACCAA